AUUCAAUAUACGAUAUGAUGACAGCUGAAAGCACGCUUACAAGACAAAGCACACAAUAUGCGAAGUAAAAUAGAACUAGCUCUCCUCUCUCUCCCUCUCUCCCUCUCUCUCUCUCUCCUUCCCCACCAUUGAGGCAUUGAAGGUAUUAAAUCGCUAUCACAACGCGAUUACAUCAUACAUAAUCAUAUAUAUUGGGAGAAAUUGGGGGAUGGGAGUGAGACAGUACAAAGGAAGAAGAUAAGUGGACUGAGCAAGAGAAAGAGAGGAAGUCCUUCUUUGCAGCUUUUAUCUCUCUUUUUAUCUCACUAAUUCAUUACCAACCAUGAUGAAUUUUGGCUCGCACUCAAUUGGGGAGGAGGAUGAGUAUAAGAAACUUGUGAUUCGAAUGAACCCUCCAAGGGUUACAGUGGAUAACAACACCAGCAAGAAGGCCACCUUGGUCAAGGUAGACAGUGCUAAUAGGCAUGGGAGCUUACUGGAAGUGGUGCAGGUCUUGAUUGAUUUGAACCUAACAAUCAAAAGGGCUUAUAUUUCCUCUGAUGGGGAAUGGUUCAUGGAUGUUUUUCAUGUUGUGGACCAAGAAGGGAACAAGAUCUAUGAAAGUGAAGUUAUUGAACGAAUUCAGCAGUCACUUGGACCAAGAGCAUUUAGCUUCCGUUCAGUGAGACAGUCAGUAGACACUCAAGCUGCUUCCAAAAGCACUUCCGUUGAACUUGUAGGUAGAGAUCGGCCAGGGCUUCUCUCAGAGAUUUUUGCAGUGCUCACUGACCUCAAAUGCAACAUUGUAGCUGCUGAGGUUUGGACCCAUAAUUCUCGGAUGGCGUCGGUCAUUUACAUCACCGAGGAGGCUAACGGUGGACCGGUAGACGAUUUUGAUCGGUUGGCCAAGAUCAAGCAUCUUCUUUGUUAUGUCUUGAAAGGAGAUAGGGAGAAGCAAAGUGCUAAGACUAAUAUCUCUGUGGGAGUGACUCACACAGAGCGAAGAUUACACCAGAUGAUGUAUGAUGACCAUGACUUUGAUAGGGAAGGUUGUGUUGAUGAGAAAGAGGAAAAAGGAGACAAGAUUAAGCUGGUUAUUUCAGUAGAAAACUGCACAGAGAGAGGAUACACAGUGGUUUACAUAAGAAGCAAGGAUCGGCCGAAGCUGAUUUUCGACACAGUUUUCACCAUGACGGAUAUGCUCUAUGUAGUGUUCCAUGCCACCAUCAUCUCCGAAGGGCCAGAAGCUUAUCAGGAGUACUACAUCAGACGUAGAGAUGGAUUCCCAGUUAGCUCUGAAGGAGAGAAGCAGAGACUAAUCCAUUGCUUGGAAGCUGCAAUCAGAAGGCGAAGCACAGAGGGGAUAAGGCUCGAGCUCUGCAGCAAAGAUCGGGUUGGACUCCUAUCUGAAGUAACCCGAAUCUUUAGAGAAAAUGGGCUUUCAGUCAUUCGCGCAGAGGUCUCAACAAGGGGCUCUCAAGCCUUGAAUGUCUUCUAUGUGACAGAUGCUUCAGGAAGUCCAGUUCAGAGCCAAACAAUAGAAGCUGUGAGGAAUGAGAUAGGAAAAACUGUUCUUUGCGUUAAGGACGACAUUUAUUCAAAGGCUUCAUCGCAUGAAAGUGGAAAGUUUUCUCUCUGUAACCUCUUCAGGUCUCAGUCUGAAAGGUUCCUUCACAACCUUGGAUUUAUGAGGUCUUGCUCUUGAUAAUUUGGAUCAGAAUUCUGUUGUUUCUUUGCAAAUACCGCCAAGUUACAGUGAUGGGAUCUGUUAAUACAAAGUUUUCAUUCUCUCUUAAUCUGAAACGCUCUCAUUUUGUCAUGUCUUUUUCUUUAUUAAUACAAAGUUGUUUAUUUAUUAAUCAUAUCCAAAAAAAAUGGACUAAGCAUUAUUGUCA
Molecule: messenger RNA, 1874 nt
Organism: Dendrobium catenatum
Lineage: Eukaryota; Viridiplantae; Streptophyta; Magnoliopsida; Asparagales; Orchidaceae
Product: ACT domain-containing protein ACR4
Exons: 7
Coding region: 323-1684 (453 amino acids)
Source: RefSeq, a predicted model, not a curated record